Aphis gossypii (cotton aphid) is the source of this 551-nucleotide messenger RNA. Its product is annotated as protein LLP homolog. Bases 117 to 509 code for a protein of 130 amino acids. Gene Ontology annotation, molecular function: RNA binding. Gene Ontology annotation, biological process: dendrite extension. The record is from RefSeq and is a predicted model, not a curated record. Gene Ontology annotation, cellular component: nucleolus. Lineage: Eukaryota; Metazoa; Arthropoda; Insecta; Hemiptera; Aphididae. The transcript is spliced from 2 exons.
UAUUCUUUUGCUCACGUGCUUUCGCAUUCUGUGUAGUGCGCACUACGAUUGUGCCACUACGAAAUCUGGACAGUCAUUAUUAAUAUAACAAUUCAUAUAUUGUCGACUAACUUACAAUGGCCAAAAGUAUAAGAAGUAAGUGGCGCCGGAAGAUGAGGGCUAUCAAACGGAUCAGGUAUGGCGUGAAGGAACUAGACAGAUUGAAGAAUAUGCUGGUGAACGCCGGAGAAAUAGAAGUCAAGGAAGGCGGUGAAAUUGAACAUGUUUGUUUAGUUAAAGCUAAAAAUGAAGAAGCUGAAAAAAUUCAACAAGAAAAGGAAGAAAAAUCCAAAGUGGACAAAACUGCAGAAUCUGUAAAGGAAACACCAAAAAAAGUUCAACACCCAACUUGGCUAAGAAAAAAGGAAUACAAAAAAUACAUAAGAAGUUAUAGAAAACAACAGUCUAUUAACGCUAAAAGAAUAAAAGGAUCGAUUAAAAAAAAAAGUAACACUGAAAAAAAGUUGUAAUUUUAACCAUUUGAAAAAUAAAAUUUUAUUGUUUAAAGUUUA